Molecule: messenger RNA, 1503 nt
Organism: Gossypium raimondii (Peruvian cotton)
Lineage: Eukaryota; Viridiplantae; Streptophyta; Magnoliopsida; Malvales; Malvaceae
Product: transcription factor UNE10
Exons: 6
Coding region: 81-1376 (431 amino acids)
Cellular component (GO): nucleus
Molecular function (GO): protein dimerization activity
Source: RefSeq, a predicted model, not a curated record
UCCAAACUCAACCUCAAAAGCUGCAGAUUGAAACAAAACAAAAGAGAAAGAGAGUUUCAAAGAAUCAAAUCAUCAUCAUCAUGAGUCACUGUAUAGUACCAAAUUGGAAUCUAAAAAACCAAAGGCGACGACGUCAACAAGUCGAAGAUGAAGAAGAAACCAAAAGAUCUUCGUUCCACAUGUUCAACCCUUGUAAUAAUAUAAACCAGCAGCUCGUCCCCGUGUCCAACCAUCAAGUUGCAGAGCUAACAUGGCAAUAUGGUCAGCAGCUAGCCAUGCAUGGGUUCAGUGGGUUCCUUCCUACUGCACCAACAAAGCCAACAUGUAGGUCAAAUGACACAUUAGAGUCCAUAGUCCAUCAAGCCACAUAUCACAACCAGGAUGAGACCCCGGCAAACACAAGUUCCAUUGCUGCAUCAUCCGGAGGAAACCGCAGCGAAAGCUCCAGUCGAUUGCCGCCGGUGUCGGUAGCAGCGCGGUUGACAAAGAAACGGGCACAGCCGACUUCAGAUUCGGAUCAAUGCAGGAAACACAAUAUAAGUUGUGGGAUUCAAAAAGAUAAAGCAGAUCGUAGUGAAUGCGGCUGUGAUACGUUUUACAAGAUUGACAAUGAUGCAACAAUGGUGACUUGGGGUUCCCAUGAUGAAUCUCUUCAAAGCUUGAAAACCAAAACCACAGAUGGGGACUCUGGUUGUCACGAUGGAUCGGAAAGCCGAGAUGAAACAGGACGGUCUCAUCCGACAAGGCGAAGUCGAGCAGCAGCUACUCAUAAUCUGUCUGAAAGGAAGCGAAGAGAUAGAAUUAAUCAAAAGAUGAAGGCUCUUCAAAAGUUGGUGCCAAAUGCAAGCAAGACAGAUAAAGCUUCAAUGCUUGAUGAAGUAAUUGAAUACCUAAAACAACUUCAAGCACAAGUACAAGUGAUGAGUAUGAGAAGCAUCCCUCCAAUGAUGAUGAUGCCACUAGGCUUGCAGCACCACCAGCACCUGCAAAUGUCUCUUUUAGGUCGGAUCAUGGCCGGCAUGGGAGUUAACCAUGCUUUAGGAAUGGGCAUGGGAUUGGUAGACAUCAACGCCGCCACGCCUCCCAAUGCUUCCCAAUCUCUUCCUCCUCUAUUGCACCUUCCACCACCCUUUUUGGCAACUGCACUACCGCCAAUGAUUCCUUCAAGAGCUACCGCCACUGCAGCAGCUCAAUCAAAUCCAAAUGCGAGCUCUAGUGACUCAAUCCCUUUGCCUGACCCAUCUUGCGCUUUCCUAACUCAAUCGAUGAAUAUGGAACUCUACAGUAAGAUGGCAGCACUGUAUCAGGCUCAAAUGAAUCGAACGACAGAGACAGCCAGCAGUCCAUCGCGAUCAAACAACAUAAAACAGGAUUAAUGUUGUCGCAUGAUAUAAGAUCUUUGAAUAAUAUAACUUAGAUUUGUAUGUCGUGUAAUUGCCCCCCUUUUUUUUUCUUUAUAUAUUUAUCUGAUUAGCCAUUAAUUAAUGUCCACUGUGUUCUGAA